AUGUUUCCAGGUUGCCCUAAAAACUCCUUACAGCACGUGUCUAACGCGCUGUCUUCUCACUGCUACACGUGCCAGUCAGGAGUGAAGCGUCAGUUGACAUUGUCACAGUUUGUAACAGGGCCUACAGCUGCUGAAGAUGGACCCCUCGGAGCGGAGGCUCGAAUUGACAGUCAGCCAAAGCGGACAAAGAUGAGAAGUCACUUUGAAGUUCAAGGUGUUGUUCCGUGUGACGACCGAAUUAUCCUAGUGGACAACCGCGGCGUACCGUUCGCAGAUGACGACGGAACAAGAGUUCUACCUCGAUUCUAUACGAGAGACGGCACCGAUCAAACGAAAACGAGCUUCAUCGGCCACCGCCUCGUCAACAGCGAUCGGUUACGGCCAACUGCAGUCGUUGAGCUCGAGCAAUCGUGCCUCAUCUCCGGAUAUGGAUAUCCUUUCAAGAUCGACGGCGAAGUAGAAGACGCGCUAACUCAUCUCGGCGGCCUGGAGUCCAGCUUCGAACGAGUACACGAGCGACUCGAGAACAUCGAAGACAAGAUGGAGCAAUUGACUCGCCAUCGGUUGCCAUCGAAACGACGCACUGAAUCGAAAGCAGCGACAAUAGCAGCAAGAAUGAUGCGUUGCAAGAUUUGCCACCUGCUCAGCAGAAGUCCGAUAGCAGUGUCUAUUUGCUGCCGACAAUGGCUCGGCUGCGAACGUUGCUCUUCUCAAUGUGGGCGUUGCCCACUCUGCAACGCUACGUGGUCAGACGACAAACGUCCGCUGUCUCUUCGCGGUUUCGACGACAUGAAAGAGCUCAAAAAAGAAAUGCGAAAUGAACUUGGGAGCGACGUAGCUUACGACGACAGCUCGUCGGACACGGAACUACCGAUCAUGUUACCAUCUGCCACAACCCAAGGUGUCGGUGCCUCCUCGUCACACAGCUUGACUGCAGAUGUGAACGUACGCGCCGACAAUGAGAGCCCAGAGAUUAUUGAGUGACACAUUGACAUAGUCUACCUAAUUAAUAACUAGCUCUAGCUGUAAGCCGCGCUGUUCUACGUUAGCUAGUUGAGUUAGUUCAAUUAAUUGAGUUGAGCAAAUAGAGUUCA
This is a messenger RNA of Corticium candelabrum, 1094 nucleotides long. RefSeq lists its product as uncharacterized. The transcript has 4 exons. NCBI's taxonomy places the organism in Eukaryota, Metazoa, Porifera, Homoscleromorpha, Homosclerophorida, Plakinidae. The record is from RefSeq and is a predicted model, not a curated record. Bases 1 to 984 code for a protein of 327 amino acids.